This is a messenger RNA of Eupeodes corollae, 1745 nucleotides long. RefSeq lists its product as uncharacterized. NCBI's taxonomy places the organism in Eukaryota, Metazoa, Arthropoda, Insecta, Diptera, Syrphidae. Bases 243 to 1601 code for a protein of 452 amino acids. The record is from RefSeq and is a predicted model, not a curated record. The transcript is spliced from 5 exons.
UCAAACUAACAUUAAUUCUCCCACCCAACAGAUUCCAAGAAAAUUACAAAAUUUUAGCAAUCACCGGCUAUACAACUAAAAAACUAAACUACCAGCGACUACAAUUAUCGGCUAGACAUCUGACAACCUACCAGCUACUACAAUCAUCAGCCAGGCCAAACUAAAUUGUAUUUAAGCAGAUAAAAACACUUAUAAGCAAAAUUUCUUGCUGUACUCAAACACCCAACAAAAUUGAUAAAAAAAUGGAAGAAUCAGAACCACGUUCACCGUCACCUCUGGAGAAAAAUAAGAUAAGUGAAUUAAAAGAAACAGAAACACCGGUCAACAUUAUCCCAUCUAGUCAAGUACUUCUAUCGACUACAAAUUUUGUUUUGGUUCGAGAUGACGGUAAAUUAUUACAAAAGGACUUGUCAUCGCCGAAUGACAACUCAAUAAGUAUUCAAGAGCAAUCAGAUGAUCAAUCAACGGUAGGUGGGGAAAAUAUUUCAUUCUCAGAAUUGAUAAGUUCUUAUUGCUCCAAUGAUGAUGACAAUGAGAUGGAAGCUCUCAUAACUCUUUUGAAUGAAUGGAAAAUUCCAAAAUUUGUUCACCAAUUUUUUAUUGAUGAAAAUCUUUUUGUACCGGUGUUGAAAGUGGCAAACGAAUUUUUCAUGGAGAGGUUUUUACAAACUUUAAAUAUAACAACCGCAAGUAGGAUUGUUUUCUUUGAUAAGUGGUAUCAAUGGAAAACCGAACGGUAUACAUCUUUAUCUAAUACUCCGUCUUUCGAUGAGCGAAAUGUUUCUACACCAACGACUAGUGUAGCGUCACCUUCAUCUACCACCGCAUUAGUGAGCAAAAGUUUGAUAGAUAUUUUAAACUGUAAAGAUGGACAAACAAUUAAAGAUUAUUAUGAAGAAAAUAAAAACAUCGACAAUAAAUCUGUUCGUAAGUUGCUCACCGAUACAAUUUUGUGUUACGCCAGAACAAACAAUGUACAUUUCUCGUCGAACGAUUUAAUAAAGCUCUCAGAAGAAAUACAGUUGGUGUUUAAUGAGGAUCCAUUGGAUUACUACUGCACAAAAAAAGGCAUGAAAAAUCCUAAAGGUAAACUUGCAAACAAGUUUCAUAAUUAUCGAGGAAAAAGUCGUUCAAUGAAUCGCUUGUUUACGGAACACAAUAAUAAAAAGAAGAAACUCGAUGAUUUGCCAGUGGAACAAAAUACUUUUGAACAAGAAAAGCUGCUUCUAAAAAUGAAGCACGAUCAUCAUACAAUGAACGCUCAAGAAAAAAGUGAUGCAUGGGCAAAAACUUUUAGUAUUCGCCAAUUAGAUCUCCAAAAGGCUAACAAUAAGGCAAUUAAAUGGGAAAAAUUCUAUGAAAAAUGGCACUUCAUGAACUUUCCAAAUGGCUAUGAAUAUAUCGAAUCAGACUUUAACAGAAUGUUCGCAAAUAAAAACGAUGUUCUAGUGGGUACCAAAAUAGCCAAUUUUUGUAAUUUAAUGCUGCAAUAUGCGUUCCCAAAAUUAUUAACCAACAUCGAGUUAAAAACCAUGCUGUACGAUUUCAAUCAACAAUGUCAAGCAGAUGUGUGCGAAGUAUCUCAGAGUAACUAUAAUUAACUCUAGCUAUACAUAUAUUACAUACGGAGCCUUAUCGCCAAAUAGUCUUGUUUUGUUCAAGAUUUUUGACUUUGCCACUUACGAUUAUAUGGCAAUAAGGCUUAGAUAACAGGUUCUUAUUCUUUUUAAUUAUUGUAAAACGUA